UAACCUCUUGGAUUAAGUCAGAAACAGCCACCUGCAUUAGUCUGGAUUAGUUAGAUUGAGGGAUCUGUGAAAACCAGGAAAUGAUUAUUGGAAGAAUGGCUAUUUAAUAUUUGAAAUUAUAUUAAUAAAAAUAUUAUGUAGCCUAAAAUGGUAGCAGGUUGCAGGGUACUAGGUCAUCUUCAAGGUUAAACAAGGACAAACAAUUUAUAUAAAUGAAAUAUUCUUAAUGAUUUGUAUAAUCAAACCUGAUUAAACAAUGUUAAAGCUGACGGUUGCUGUUCUCAGUACUCACAAGGCAUCUUCAAAGUUUAACAAUUGCAACAAAGCACAAAUAAUAUGGACUCACAACAGCUAUCCAACUCCACACUCGGGUUCUAGUGGAGCUAUUAGCACCACUAGCUGAUAGUUGUAAUGUCAUACAGGAAUGAAUAAUCAUAACUUCAAAAGCAGAUUAUUUUAACCUUCAUUAUCUCAAAUGAAGAACUAUUUUAAUGCAAAACUCAGAAGGUGAUUUUUUCUCCUCAAGACUUAAAAGGACCAUUUUAGUUGAUGACUAGACCUUAGUUCCUCUUACAGUAAACCUGCAGCUCUCAUUUAGCCUGAAUGAGAAAAUGAGAGAAUAAUCAUAAUGAUGAAAGCAGAGUGCAGAGCAUGGCAGAAACGUGUAUGUGAGGGUGCACGUUGAAGAUGAGGUCACGUAGAUGUGACAACAGCAGAGAAAGGAAGAGUUUUAACAACCUGCAAAAAGCACUUUUUCAUUUCAGACUAGUUUAAACAGUUCAGAACCAGAAUCAGGUUUAUUGCCAAGUAGCUUGGUAUUGUACUGCGGUACAGUCAAAAUUAUACACAAAAAAUUAAGUAAUCCUAAAUAGUAUUAAAAGAAAGAAAUUUACAAUAAAAAAUAUGUCAAAUAUAUAAGUGAGAAGAACUGUUAUAUGUUCAAAUUUUAAAUUGAAAUGAAUGAAAUUAAUUUUACAAAAUAUUGAUCAGAAUAAGGAAUAUGUUCAUUACUUGAAUGUUCAGUUAAACCUUAAGAUCAGAGCCUCCAAAAAGUGCAACGAUAGUUAUAACAGUCCUAAAACUACAAAAAUGGCAGCCUUGGUGACCGUCCACAUGGCCGCAGCUACAUUUUACGUCUUACGUCUUACGUUAAAGGCAGGGAGACGAAGAAAGGCUAAACGCCAUCUUGCUCUGUCGCCAUGGCUGCUUUAUACUUUAUAACUGUUUUCACGUUAUUUCUUUUGGCAUCUAACGCUGAAGAGAUAACAGUAAAGCCUGGAGAUGAUGUCACUCUUCAGUGUCAGAGUCCCACUGAUGCAACCAUCACAUUGUUAGAGUGGAGCAGACCUGACCUGAAGAAAGAUGGUUAUGUCUUCUUCUUCAGAGAGAACCGACCAUAUGAUUCCUUCCAGCAUCCAUCUUUUCGUGGUCGAGUGCAGCUGAAAGAUCCAGAGAUGAAGGACGGAGACGUUUCUGUGAUUCUGAAGAACGUCACCAUCAACGACACUGGAACAUACGAGUGUCGUGUUUCUGUGAUCGGCAAAAGACUUGAGCUCAUCAACACCACCUACCUGAAGGUUGAAGACUCAGGUCACACAGCUGGAAACACCUGGACUGAAGGACACAAGGAUGGAGGAGACAAGGAUGAAGGAAAGAAGGAGGCGGGAAAUCUAGGACUGACAGUUGGUCUGCCUGUUGCUGCUGUGCUUCUUCUUGUUGGUGUUAUUGUUGUUUGUGUGAUUUAUAGAAAACAUAAACAACGUCCUGACCAACAAGUUCACUAUAUAGCAGCUGUCCCCCAGCAGGUCUGAAAGGUCUCAGAUCUCUGAACUCCUGAAUCUUUGUGUCCUGCAGUUUUUUUUUCUUCCUUUUUUUCUUGCUGUAAUCAUUCCUCCUGUUCAUACCGAGUUCAUUACAGCUCUAAUCAAAAUGUGCUUUCAAUGCAAGUGAUAGUUUAUUUCUAGUGAGACGUUACUGAGCUUAUAAUGACUUUACUGUUUACUGUUGCCGCUCUAGAAACAAUAUUGUUAUAUUUAAAAUAUGAAAUCAAUUCUUAUCCUGUUCCAAAUGUAUUCUUUUUUAAAAUAUAUUUUUAGAAACAAUUCUUUUGUAAUGAAGAAGAAUUGAUAAGAGUAUCAAUUAGAGUCGCAGUAUCAAUAAAUCUUUACUACCUCCUGUGAAGUCUUUUCACACACUGAAGUUCUUCUGUUUAUGGUUUUUUUAAUGGGAUUGUUUUGACACAAUAAAGAUUGUUGUUUUUAA
Messenger RNA from Thunnus maccoyii (southern bluefin tuna), 2262 nucleotides. Its product is annotated as coxsackievirus and adenovirus receptor-like. The transcript has 3 exons. Bases 1200 to 1811 code for a protein of 203 amino acids. NCBI's taxonomy places the organism in Eukaryota, Metazoa, Chordata, Actinopteri, Scombriformes, Scombridae. The record is from RefSeq and is a predicted model, not a curated record.